AUGUACCGUUCCAGACCUCUGUCUACCAAAAUUCCACUUAUCGGUCACUCUAAAAGACCUGUGCCUCAGAAGCCAGCGUUACUAUCCAAGCCAUCCUUCAGUACCAAGACAUGUAUGACCAACCGCAAGCCGAGGAGGACCCGGAAGCAAAGGCAGAUGGUCAAGUACCCACCAGCACCUAUGUUGCCAAAAGAUAGUAUUAAAGAAGAAUAUCAAGAACGAGGACUUCAGGUGCAGCAUCCUACCAAUAGUAGGAUCAUUAAGAUCAAAGAACAAGAGGGGUCUCCUGUUCAAAGUAGGCAUCAAGGUGAACAAGAGGUUAAGGAAAUGACUGAGAAGAAGAAAUUAGUCAAUGAGAAAAGUAUUGGCAGUAUUCUGCCAAGGGCAUCAUCCCACAAUAAUUUUCACAAAAAUUUACAAUUUCUGAAAGGAAAUUCGAGUAGGGCUUCACCAUCUCCGAGGCAUAAGUUCGUAAUUGAUCCAAUGAGUAGAAAAUGAAAUGGAAGAGCCACUAUACAGGAUGAAAGAAAAUUAUUUGACUCGCAUUGCGUAAAUGACCAAACUGAAGAGCUAUCCAAAAUUAAUCCGUUAGAUAGCUUCCAGCAAGAUUUAACAAGCAUAAGAUCAUAUAUGCACAAGCUAGAGUCUUCCCAGAGUUCACCUACUAAAUAUUGAGAGUCUCAAAGAAAAUUAGAGCGAUCUAGCAUGUUUGAUGACUCAGUCAAUGUUGCUUCGUCAGAAACAAACCCCUCUAGUCUUUUUCAUUCAAUUCCAAAGAGGAAACACAAGCUGGCUAAUGAGUCAAGUACAGACUUAAAGUCAUCUUCCAUAAGAGGGAAGCAAUCAAAUAAGCUCCAAAGAAACUCAAGCAAGUACCUUCUGAACUUGCAGAGGAAGUUUAGACUUGGAGCAGCCAAUGCUGCUAAAAGAGUGAUCAACCUUCAUGAAGCAGCUAAAAAGAACAAGUCUUACUCCCAUGGCAUGAAUAAUGAGCCUCAAAAUAACCUAAAGCUGCAAGCUAGCAAGAGGUCUCUAAGGGGGAAUUACAAGAGCCCACUGAGUCAGAGCAACCAUGUUUAUGGUGAUAAAGACAUCAAUAGCAAGAUAUUCAGCAUUGCUGAUAAGUUGAAGAAGCAAUUUAGGAAGUCUAAAGUUUAGCCUA
This is a messenger RNA of Moneuplotes crassus, 1162 nucleotides long. NCBI's taxonomy places the organism in Eukaryota, Ciliophora, Spirotrichea, Euplotida, Euplotidae. The record is from the annotation of a GenBank genome assembly.